Messenger RNA from Fusarium verticillioides 7600, 2101 nucleotides. RefSeq lists its product as hypothetical. Gene Ontology annotation, cellular component: mitochondrial inner membrane peptidase complex. The coding region runs from base 1483 to 1866 and encodes 127 amino acids. The record is from RefSeq and is a predicted model, not a curated record. The transcript is spliced from 2 exons. Lineage: Eukaryota; Fungi; Ascomycota; Sordariomycetes; Hypocreales; Nectriaceae.
CAGGAAGUCGACUCAUGUCCAUAUUCACGACUGAAGUUCGUCUCGGUCCCCAUACCUGAUGAAGUGCCUCUGCUGGCGUCACAUUGAGAUCUGACCUUCACAAUGUCACUGUGCUUUCCAGUCAAUCUCCUGGAUGGCUCGCCUGUGACCUCAUAUAUGGUGUUCUUGAUGACUUUGAGCUGCACUGUUCAAUGUCAACGUGAAUAUAAGUCUGAAGCAGCUGAUUCUUUAGCAAUUCGAAACUUUAUUCAUUCAGUCUCGGGCGCUCUCGUCUCACUCAACAAUACCCAAGGGUUGCUCUGGAUCCGCAUCCUCUUCCGACACUUUCUCAUCAGCCUCUCUGAAGACAAAACUUCCCCACUGCGAGGUAGCAGCCCAGCCAGCUGCAUCGACAAUAUCUUGUCUCUGCCUCUUGUGGUCCAAAGCUUCCUCUGCGCUGAUGCCCGGUGCAAAGCCACGGACGCUCUCGCGAUCAAUACGUAGCCAUCCCUUCCAGCCUGUUGUGAUAUCACCAGCUCCAACACCACCCACAACGACAGUCCCCCACCAUUCGCGACCGGCACUCGCUUUUGCGACACUUCCAUAGAGAAGAAUGUCCUCUGCAUCGGCCACGAGAGCACGAGCAUUGUCUGGGUCACUUCUUACUGGGCGGUGGACGUAGACAUGUUGCAAAUGAGAUGGCGAACAAGUCAGGCGCGUGGCAUCAAAACGGCCUUCAGUAUCGAUGACCAGAAUGGCGUAAAGGUGCGGAGGGGUGAUGAGAUUUGAUAUGAGCCUGUAUAGCAGUGGCAGAUGACGGCCAGAUAUGCCGAGACCGGCAGAUUUUGUGGCAUGAAAGUGAGCUGCUGUGAUCUCAUCAAGUUCUGAUAUAUGCGUAAGUUUGUUUGGCAGGAUGUGAGUCUGAUGCGGGACCUGAUCCGGACUGCUCAAGCGAUUGGGGUCUGCAGGGAGUGAAGAGCGCAAGCUUCGAAGGACCUAUUGUGAUAUUUUAGUAAGUCUCUUGAGGUUUGAUAAGUAGCAGUCUGAGUGUCGCUCGAGAAUGCAAGCCUGUACAGUCGGCUUGGAUCAAAAGUGAGGUCGAUUUCACUCUUUCGGUGGCUCAAGGGUAAGCCAAAACAGCUCAUCAGGUCCUUGCUCGAUACAUGAUAUGUAAAGGUACCUAUUUCGAGGGGUUUGCCGUGAUUACAUGAAGGUGAAACAAAGUCAAAAGAAACCAGGGCUGUGUGAUUGACUUCUCGAGACGAUAACACAAUAUAUCUAAUCAUGAUGUGCUGAAUGCUUGUGUCCAAUAGGUAGGCAAGAAGCUUAGACCCAAAAUCUCAAGUUCAACUUACGUCUUCGAGGCUCAUCUCAACAACCUCACCUAACAACCGACUCCCCGUCGCUGUCUCCAUUCCGAGACCCCGAAAGCUGAACUUGCUAGGGGCCCUUUUACUUGGAUGCCGAUCGUUCAGUUCAGUACGAUCUUGGGCGUUCUUGACAAUGGGCUAUCCGUGCCAAGUCUUCCACGCUUCAGAGCUUCCUGAGCGCGUACAGACCAACCUAAGCGGCCGGAAGCGCAAAUUGGAUAAAGGGGUCAAUAAUGUCGAGAUCUCUGGGUGCGAACUUCUCGAGAUGCUGCAGUACAAGUGCGAAAUCACAGAGCCCGUCAAGCCGGAUAGUCCUGUGCAAUGCUUUGCGAUUGAGCGAUUGUUCCGGAAAUGUAAAGACAAAAAGGGCUCUUUCAUGGUCGAGACGACGGCCUGGGAGGGCAAAGAGUAUCCUCCAGUGGGACAGAGAAGUGAUGAUGGAAAACACAGCAAAGACAGGGCGCCUCAGCACUAUCACUGGUCAUCAAGUUGGCACGCGCCAGACGCAGCACGAUAAACCAAACCAAACUAUCGAUUUUACACCAACCCAGGGCAACUUGCUAUUGUCUCCGAAAAUCACAUAGCAUGCCAACCUCUCAAGGGAGACUCUGAUUCUCUUGUGAAACUCCAACGUCAUUGUUAGCCCCAACAGUCUCUAGUUAAGCAGAGCAUGCAUCCAGCCAUGCGUACGACCAACCCAGGUAGCGAAUAAGCAAGAAAGAAAAAAAAAAAAAAAAAAAAAAAAAAAAAAA